UUCUCUAUAUAUAAUAUAUAGAGAAGAUCGGAACUUGUGACUCUUCAAACUUGAAAGACACAGUAAAAUGAAAAUGAACAUCAUUUGGAACAUUUCGAUAUGUGUAACAGCUUUAGUUGUUGUAGUGAUCAGCAGAUGGUGGUACCGAUGGUCAAACCCCAAGUGCAAUGGCAAGUUACCUCCGGGAUCAAUGGGUUUUCCAAUCAUCGGAGAGACAAUAGCCUUCUUUAAAUCUCAUGGAUUCUACGAGACCUCACCAUUUCUCAAAAAGAGGAUGUCCAGGUACGGGACACUAUUUCGGACCAACAUUUUUGGAUCCAACACCGUGGUAGUGACAGACCAUGAUGUGAUGUACGAGAUUUUACGGCAAGAAAACAAGUCUUUCAUGUUUAGCCUUCCGGAUGGGUUUUUCAAAGUCUUUGGAAAAGACAAGUCAUUAGUCGAUCAUGGGAAGACCCACAAGCAUGUCAAACAAAUCACUCUGAACUUUCUUGGCACCGAGGGUUUGAAGUGGAAGUUGAUUGGAGACAUGGACCGAGCGACCUGCGAAGAUCUUAAAUCAAAGGCUAGCUUGGGGAGCUUCGAUAUUAAGGAGACAGUUGCAAACUUGAUAAUAAAGCACUUGACCCCCAAGUUGAUAAGUGACCUCAAAUCAGAGGCUGAAGAUAAUCUGAUGGACAUCUUCAUGGCCUUCAAUCUUGAUUGGUAUAAGUCAUCUUUUAGUCUUUCUACCUGGAAGUCGUUUUACAAAGCUAUUGUGGCACGCAAAUCUGCGAUGAAGGUAAUAGCGAAUGUUCUCUUAUCAAGGAAAGAAUCGGAAGAGAAGCAGGAAGACAUCCUCAACACGAUGCGAAAAGAUGUCAUCUUUGAUGACCAAGCCGUCGUGGACAACAUCUUUGCUAUUCCUGUCGCCGCUAAAGAUACUACAUCUACAGUUGGUUCCAUGGCAGUAAACUAUGUUACCAAUAACCAUAAAGUUUUCUUAGAGUUAAAGAGAGAGCAUGAUGCUAUCCUUCAAAACAGAGUUGAUAAGAAAUCUGGAGUAAGCUGGGAAGAGUACAAAAACAACAUGACUUUCACCAACAUGGUGAUUAAUGAGACUCUUAGACUGGCAAAUGUGACUCCAGUAUUGUUUAGAAAAGCUUUAAGAGAUGUUGAAAUUAAAGGAUAUACGAUUCCAAAGGGUUGGAUGGUGGUAGUUGCAAGUUCACUGAUUCAUUAUGAUCCUGCGAUAUAUGAGAACCCUUACGAGUUUAAUCCAUGGAGAUGGGAGGGCAAAGAACUGGUUCAUGGUUCUAGGACGUUCAUGGUAUUUGGAGGUGGAUUGAGAUUGUGUCCUGGUGCUGAAUUUGCAAGACUUCAGAUUGCAAUCCUCCUUCACUAUCUUGUCACCAACUACGAUUUCUCGAUGGCACAAGACACCGAGGUCACUCGUACACCACUAGUUUCUUUCCCCAAUGGCAUCAAUUUGACCAUCUCUCAUUCUCCCAUCGAUUGAUUUGGAGAUCUUAAGUCUAUCUAAAUGAACUAAGCUUAAAUCUACGUACACAUGUCACAUAAUAUUGUAAGCUUCGUAUUCACAUGGAGGAUAAUUUAAUCUCUAUCCAAAUAUUUUCAAACUUUGUUUAAAGUUAAAUAAAUUUGAACACUUGGAAUAAGAAGAUAUUUUUAUUUUCUUA
Messenger RNA from Camelina sativa (false flax), 1679 nucleotides. Its product is annotated as cytochrome P450 708A2-like. Gene Ontology annotation, molecular function: monooxygenase activity; heme binding; oxidoreductase activity, acting on paired donors, with incorporation or reduction of molecular oxygen. The record is from RefSeq and is a predicted model, not a curated record. NCBI's taxonomy places the organism in Eukaryota, Viridiplantae, Streptophyta, Magnoliopsida, Brassicales, Brassicaceae. Gene Ontology annotation, biological process: multicellular organism development; sterol metabolic process; brassinosteroid homeostasis.